AUGAUAGCGCGCAUAUCGAGCCUCACAUCUUAUUACAGAAGAUUUAUUCAGGACUUCUUUACAUCUGCUGCACUUCUACAUUUAUUAUUGCGAAAAGAUGUAUCUUAUAUCUGGACUAAACCACAACAAAAAGCAUUUGAACAUUUGAAAGUUUCAAUACUAGCACAAUUAGAUGAUGAUAAUAAGAAACAUAUUAUUACUUAUGCUAGCCAAAGUAUAAGUGGUGUUGAACGAAACUAUGCUCCAACUGAAUUAGAAUAUCUUGCUGCUGCACAACAUUAUUUUAUACAAAAUCAACAACUUUAUAGACGUAAUCAUAAACAAUCAGCUUUAUCAUUACUUGUAGUAAAAUCAAAUGAAGUUGAACGAAUCUUACAUAAUAUUCAUAAUGAACCUUUAGGAAGGCCAAAACCUAAGGAACCUCUGCAUCCUAUACUUGUUAGACAACCAUUCGAUUGUGUAGGAACUGAUUAUGUAAGACCACUUUCACGUACUACUAAAGGGAAUCAGUAUAUUAUUGCAGCAACUGAAUAUUUGACUAAAAAGGUUAAAGCGAGCGCUACACCAAAUUGUACUACCCAAAUAACUGCGCAAUUUAUGUAUAAUGAAAUCAUCUGUCGACAUGAAAUGCCAAAAGUGAUAUUAACUGAUAGAGCAACAUCGUUCCAAAAUGAAUUAAUUACUGCACUAUUACACAUAGUUGGAACUAAACAUAGAUUAUCUUCACUGUAUCACCGCCAGACUAAUGGCUUGACAGAACAUUUUAAUAGGACAUUAUGUACAAUUUUAGCAAAGUAUGCUGAACAACACCAUGGAGAAUAG
Messenger RNA from Funneliformis geosporum, 822 nucleotides. The record is from the annotation of a GenBank genome assembly. NCBI's taxonomy places the organism in Eukaryota, Fungi, Glomeromycota, Glomeromycetes, Glomerales, Glomeraceae.